Messenger RNA from Cydia strobilella, 2470 nucleotides. It is a transcript of the gene shaker, whose product is annotated as potassium voltage-gated channel protein Shaker. Gene Ontology annotation, cellular component: voltage-gated potassium channel complex; membrane. The transcript has 8 exons. The record is from RefSeq and is a predicted model, not a curated record. Gene Ontology annotation, molecular function: delayed rectifier potassium channel activity; protein binding. Bases 530 to 2308 code for a protein of 592 amino acids. NCBI's taxonomy places the organism in Eukaryota, Metazoa, Arthropoda, Insecta, Lepidoptera, Tortricidae. Gene Ontology annotation, biological process: protein homooligomerization; potassium ion transmembrane transport.
GCCUCCGCUCCGCUACACUCGCGCGCUCGGCGUCGUCGCGCCCUCACGCCCGCGCGCUCUGUACGACCCCGUUGCGUAACCGCUAUUUACGCCGACAUCCUGUUGAGUGCGAACUGCGAGCACUAGCUGCUAGCGCGACACGCUUCUCACCGCUGGCCAUCCCGCGCGCACCCGUCAUGAAUCCAUACGAACACAACUCUAAAUACAAAAGCCGUUGCCAUAGAUACUAUUACGCAUUCUAAUGGCAAAACCUAAAAACAUGUAGAAGACCGCGAGCACUGCCAAAAUCGCAUUCCUGCCAAAUAAUCUUAAGUCGAUUUUAUUAAUUAUAAAGUAGAAUUAUAACCGCUUUUUGCUUGUGUGAUGUUACUAAUAAAUAUUUCGGAGAGGUUUAAAAAGACUGAUUUUUAGUACUUAUUAAAAUAAAAUUCCUUCCAAACGUGAUAGAAUCGAGACUGCUUAAUCACUUCCACAUCGCUUUGGACCGCUAAGCUUUUAUCACAGCCGAGCGAUAAUAUUAGGGUAAAUAAUGAUAAAUUAUAACAAAUGCUCCGUUAAAAAGCAAAUCAACCGCUGUAGAUCGCUGUCCAAGGACGUCACGGUGCCGUCCUCGGAACUCCCUAACGAGCACGGGUCGUUCGUCAGCAAGAUUCGCGACAACAUCAGCUCGUGGGUGCUGUGGUGGCGUCAACGCCGUCUUCGGAUGGGCGCACCGCAGACCCCAAAGCAAAUCGAGGAGGACGAUUGCGUUCCCCGGGUGGCUAUCGUAGAAGAAGUUCGGGAGCAAGAACGGAAGCUGGAGAAGCAGCGCCGGGGGGCUCCCUCGGGGUCUCGCCGGCGCGGGCUCGAGAACGAGCUAGAGGGCGAGCGCAGGAGGCCGCACCGCAAGCCCCGGAAGAGGUCGCUGCCAAAGCUUUGCAGCCAAGAGGAGGAGGCGGGGAGACCACCACAAGGCGGAGUGGUAACCUUUGAGCCAAUUCAACACGACCACGAUUUUUGCGAGCGAGUUGUAAUCAAUGUUAGCGGACUAAAAUACGAAACCCAACUACGGACAUUAAAUCAAUUCCCAGAAACACUUUUAGGAGAUCCGUCAAGGCGGAUACGAUACUUUGACCCACUACGGAACGAAUACUUCUUUGACCGGAACCGACCCUCCUUUGACGCAAUCCUAUACUAUUAUCAGAGCGGUGGACGACUGCGGCGUCCGGUCAAUGUUCCACUGGACGUAUUCUCGGAGGAAAUCAAGUUUUACGAACUUGGCGAGCAAGCCACCAACAAAUUCCGUGAGGAUGAAGGUUUCAUAAAGGAAGAAGAGAAACCUCUCCCUUCAAACGAACGACAGCGCAAGAUUUGGCUUCUGUUUGAAUACCCUGAGAGUUCACAGGCUGCCCGAGUAGUUGCCAUUAUCUCCGUGUUUGUCAUCCUCCUCUCUAUCGUCAUCUUCUGCUUGGAAACGCUUCCAGAAUUUAAGCACUACAAGGUCUUUAACACCACAACAAAUGGUACCAAGAUUGAAGAGGAUGAAGUGCCCGACAUCACUGAUCCCUUUUUCCUCAUUGAGACUCUCUGUAUAAUCUGGUUUACGUUCGAAUUAAUAGUGCGGUUUUUAGCAUGUCCGAACAAGUUUAAUUUCUUUAGAGACGUGAUGAACAUUAUAGAUAUAAUAGCUAUCAUUCCUUACUUCAUCACUCUGGCCACCGUGGUCGCCGAAGAGGAAGACACGCUGAACCUUCCCCGGGCGCCAGUAUCCCCGCAGGACAAAUCGACUAACCAAGCCAUGAGUCUCGCCAUACUUCGAGUGAUUCGUCUCGUACGAGUCUUCAGAAUCUUCAAGUUAUCCCGUCAUUCCAAAGGAUUGCAAAUCUUGGGACGAACAUUGAAAGCGUCGAUGCGAGAACUUGGACUUUUGAUAUUUUUCCUGUUCAUAGGGGUGGUCGUGUUUUCCAGCGCCGUUUUCUUUGCUGAUAAAGAUUGCCCCGAUACUAAUUUCUCGUCAAUACCUGAUGCCUUUUGGUGGGCAGUCAUUACAAUGACCACCGUCGGCUAUGGAGACAUGAGGCCGGUUGGAGUGUGGGGCAAAAUUGUCGGUUCCCUGUGUGCGAUCGCUGGCGUGCUCACCAUCGCGCUGCCGGUGCCUGUCAUCGUCUCCAACUUCAACUACUUCUACCAUCGCGAGACUGAUCAGGAGGAAAUGCAGUCCCAGAACUUCAACCACGUCACCAGCUGUCCGUACCUGCCGGGGACCAUGGGGGAACCCUAUUUAAGUGGAAAAGAAGAUGACACGGAAGAGAUACGCUGUAGUUAUUAAUUAGUUUUGUGCCAGUGUUGUGCUACUAGACUAGACUAGUGCUUAUGUUUAAUGGACCACUCAUCGACAGAGACGAUCUUUGUGAUAUUAACAAUUAAGAAAUAUUUCAAACAUUGUAAAUAGUAGAUAUAAGCUAUGGAAAAAUAAAAUAUGAUAGUGAAA